Molecule: messenger RNA, 2005 nt
Organism: Trifolium pratense (red clover)
Lineage: Eukaryota; Viridiplantae; Streptophyta; Magnoliopsida; Fabales; Fabaceae
Product: methylmalonate-semialdehyde dehydrogenase [acylating], mitochondrial-like
Exons: 18
Coding region: 131-1741 (536 amino acids)
Biological process (GO): L-valine catabolic process; thymine catabolic process
Cellular component (GO): mitochondrion
Molecular function (GO): malonate-semialdehyde dehydrogenase (acetylating, [NAD(P)+]) activity; methylmalonate-semialdehyde dehydrogenase (acylating, NAD+) activity
Source: RefSeq, a predicted model, not a curated record
AUUCAAACUCAAACGGACACUAAUCCAAUAAUCCAAUCCAAAUCGAAUCCAGCACAUUCCCACAACACAAACAAGAAAAUUUCCCCAAAUAAUGAAGCACGCUGCUUUUUGAACAAAAGUUGAUCAAUUCAUGGCAACUUCUCAUUUUUCAACGCAACCUUAUCCCCUGAGGGUUCCGAAUCUCAUUGGGGGCAAGUUUGUUGAGUCAAAAUCAUUGACUUUUAUAGAUGUUAUAAACCCUGCAACACAAGAAGUUGUUUCACAAGUUCCUUUGACUACAAAUGAAGAGUUUAAAGCUGCAGUGGCUGCAGCAAAGAAGGCAUAUCCAUCAUGGCGUAACACUCCAAUCACGAAACGCCAACGUGUUAUGUUGAAGUUCCAGGAGCUUAUACGCAGAGAUAUGGAUAAACUUGCCCUGAAUGUGACAACUGAACAAGGAAAGACGUUGAAGGAUGCGCAAGGAGAUGUAUUCCGUGGUUUAGAGGUGGUGGAACAUGCUUGUGGGAUGGCAACGCUACAGAUGGGAGAGUAUGUUUCCAAUGUAUCACAUGGAAUUGAUACUUUUAGCAUUAGAGAACCACUCGGUGUUUGUGCCGGUAUCUGUCCUUUUAACUUUCCUGCAAUGAUUCCCCUCUGGAUGUUCCCAGUGGCAGUUACCUGUGGCAAUACUUUCAUCCUAAAACCAUCAGAGAAAGAUCCAGGUGCUUCUAUGCUUCUUGCGGAAUUGGCAAUGGAGGCUGGUUUGCCCGAGGGCGUCUUAAAUAUAGUUCACGGAGCCCAUGAUACUGUGAAUGCUAUUUGUGAUCAUGAUGACAUCAAAGCUAUAUCUUUUGUUGGUUCAAAUGUUGCGGGAAUGCACAUAUAUGCAAGAGCAACAGCUAAAGGGAAGCGUGUUCAGUCUAAUAUGGGGGCCAAAAAUCACGCGGUUGUCAUGCCGGAUGCAAGUGUUGAUGCAACUAUAAAUGCUUUAAUUGCUGCGGGUUUUGGUGCUGCUGGACAAAGGUGCAUGGCUCUAAGCACAGUUGUUUUUGUUGGAGGCUCAAAACCAUGGGAAAGUAUAACUGUGGAGCGUGCCAAAGCUCUUAAAGUAAACGCCGGAACUGAACCUGAUGCAGACCUUGGACCAGUCAUUAGCAUACAGGCAAAGGAGCGAAUUCACAGAUUAAUUCAAUCUGGAUUUGAAAGUGGGGCAAGACUAUUGCUUGAUGGAAGAAGUAUAGUGGUCCCCGGAUAUGAAUCUGGCAAUUUUAUUGGCCCAACCAUCUUAGCAGAUGUUAGUUCCAACAUGGAGUGCUACAAGGAGGAGAUUUUUGGCCCAGUUCUUCUUCUCAUGGAGGCUGAUAGCUUGAAAGAGGCCAUAAACAUUGUCAACGGAAACAAGUAUUUUGUUAAUAACUAUCCCGCGUCAUUUGCUUUUGUUAAACUUCUACUUAUCUCUUACUCUGACUUUUGCAACAGGUAUGGAAAUGGUGCUACUAUAUUCACUAGAUCUGGUGUCGCUGCAAGGAAAUUUCAGACCGAAAUCGAGGCAGGGCAGGUGGGCAUCAAUGUUCCUAUUCCCGUUCCUUUGCCGUUUUUCUCCUUUACUGGCAACAAGGCAUCAUUUGCGGGCGAUCUUAAUUUCUAUGGCAAGGCAGGGGUCAACUUUUAUACACAAAUCAAAACAGUAACUCAGAAUUGGAAGGACUCAGAUAGUGAAGACAAGAUUAACAUGGCAAUGCCAACCUCUCAAAAAUCUUAAGAGUGUCAAUGUAUGUUGCUUCUGAAAAUCUUUGCACUCUAUUAAGUGUUGUCCUAAAAUAAUUUAUGACAUGCUCAUAAACUAUUUUAAAUUAUUUCAAUAAACUUCUUUGAAUGACAUGUGAACAAACAUUUAAGCUCAUUUGUUUAAGUUUUAAAGUGUAAUUUCUAUACAUAGAAAAUGCAAUGAUUAUUUUUUAGGUAUUUCUAUGUAAUACAUUACUUAAUUUUAUUUGUUUACUAUCAUUAACAUUAUUAUUUUUAA